AUGCGACUUUGUUUCGCUGAUACAAAAAGCCGACGCCGCGCUGUCGGCGCGCGGGCGGCGCGCCGUAAGCACGACAAUAUGAAAUUCGUGCUAGUAUUGUGCCUGAUGGCUGCCGCAGUCUUGGCUGAAGAUGAAAAGUACCCAAGCAAGUACGACAACAUCGACCUGGAUGAGAUCCUUACCAACAAGAGGCUCCUCACUGCCUACAUCAACUGCAUCAUGGAGAGAGGAAAGUGCAGUCCUGAGGGCAAGGAACUGAAAGAACAUCUGGUAGACGCCAUUGAGACUGGCUGCUCGAAAUGUACUGAAGCUCAAGAAAAGGGAGCAUACAAGGUCAUCGAACAUCUAAUCCAGAACGAGCUGGACACCUGGCAUGAGCUGACCGACAAGUACGACUCCUCUGGCAAGUGGAGGAAGACAUACGAAGACCGCGCCAAGGCUAACGGCAUCAUCAUCCCCGAAUAAAUUAUACCUUAUCAAAAAUAACUUACGGGUGAUUUUCAAACAGAUAUAGUUCAAGCAUUUCUUUACCAUCGCAUUGUUCUUUGACCUUUAUGCCUGUGACUUUAAGUGUUACUUAUUUUAAUCAAGUACUAUAAUGCUUCUA
This is a messenger RNA of Spodoptera littoralis (African cotton leafworm), 607 nucleotides long. NCBI's taxonomy places the organism in Eukaryota, Metazoa, Arthropoda, Insecta, Lepidoptera, Noctuidae. The record is from the annotation of a GenBank genome assembly.